UAAUUAUUCAGGAAACGAGAACGAGCACGAUGUUCAGCCUCAUCCAGACCAGUCAGACAUCCAUCCUCAUCCUCCUAUCCACGAUCACCAUCCUACUCGUCCACAAGAUCCAUGGAUGGAGAACGACAGCCCGGAGGAAAGAGUCGAUCGCGAUCGUCGUGUUGGGCGACAUAGCCCGAAGUCCACGGAUCAUUCGACACGCGCUUUCGUUUGCAGACCAGCAAUGGUACGUGUCCAUCUUUGCCUACACAGCCUCUAAGCCUCCCAAGGCUCUCCUCCAACACCCCAACAUCAAGCUCGUCAAUCUCGCCGAAUUCCCCGACCGGAUCGUCUCCCGCUUGCCCAGGAUAUUCUUCGUGCUCGUGAUCGGCCCGGCGAAGGCCCUCUAUCUCAGCGCCAAUUUGAUGUGGGCUCUGCUGCUCAAAGCCAACCAAUCUUCAUACAUCAUGGUUCAAAAUCCGCCAGCCAUUCCAACCCUCCCAAUCGUCCAACUGGUCAGAUUAAUGAUCGGCUCGAAAUUGGUCAUUGAUUGGCACAACACAGCCUAUUCGAUUCUAGCACUCAAGUUCGGAACCGAACGGCAUCCGAUGGUCCGACUAGCCAAAUGGACAGAAGCCACGUUCGGCAAACAUGCUACUCUGCAUCUCUUCGUCACCCAAGCAGAGAAACAAAGUUUAUCUGAAAUGUGGAAUUUACAAGGGAUCAAAAAAGUAUUUUACGAUCGGCCGACUAAGUCUUUCUGUCGUUUGACGGUGUCUGAAAUUCAUUCAUUCUUCAGGCGGUCUUCAUUCAAUUGUGACUCGAUUUUACAAGAGAUGUUCAUUGAAGGAAGCUUGCACAACGAGACCUUACUGACAUAUGAAGAUGAUGAAGAUGAGAAGAGAGUGAAGAUGAAGAAAAGCAGACCAGCGCUGAUAGUGUCGUCAACCUCAUGGACGAUGGACGAAGACUUCAGUCUGUUAAUUGACGCCCUAUCACUAUACGCCCAAAGAACCAAACCCUCUUCUCACCCCCGAAAGCUCCCGAAAGUACUAUGUCUGAUCACGGGAAAAGGGCCAUUAAGGGACGAGUAUCUGAGGAUAAUCGAGCGACGAUCGCGGGAGGAAGGAUGGAAAGCGUCGGGGAUAGUCUGCCAAUCGGUCUGGUUCGACGACCCCGACGAUUAUCGGAUGUUGUUGGGCGCGGCCGACCUGGGCAUCAGUCUUCAUCAGAGCUCGUCUGGCUUCGAUUUGCCCAUGAAAGUCGUCGAUAUGUUCGGCUGUCGGUUGCCCGUCUGUGCAAGGAACUUCUCCUCGAUUUCGGAGCUGGUCAAACAUGGUCAAAAUGGCUUGGUCUUUGAUUCUGCUACUGAAUUAUCUGAACAAUUAGAGGAACUUUUACGCGGAUUGAAUUCUACAGAUGAGGAGGAACCGAAGACUGACGCUUACACUUUACGAAGCUUACAAGACGGGAUCGAAAACACGGUUUAUGGGCCUCCCAAUCUCCCAGAUGACCAGGCUCAACUUGGAUCCCAUGAUCCUAGUAGGUCUUCUUGGUCUUGUUGGGAAGAUCAUUGGAACCAACAUGUCCUCCAAACCAUUCUUCAAACUCUUUGAAAAAAUCAUCUUCUGAGUACUUGUUCAAUUAAAGGUCGAUGUUUGUUGAAUAAUUAAUGUCACCGAUCAUGUAGAUAUAAGAAAAUCAAUUGUUUGGACACUAGAGAUAAAAUUCCUAAGCAUAAUAGGUUGAUAAGGGAUUCAUUCUGGCACCUUGUGCAAUCAGUCUAUUAUCAUGAGUACAAUCAAUCCGCUAGGAGGGCUCUUAUGCUGAUUUCUUUUGGUUGGAUGUCAU
Puccinia graminis f. sp. tritici CRL 75-36-700-3 is the source of this 1830-nucleotide messenger RNA. RefSeq lists its product as uncharacterized. The transcript has 8 exons. Gene Ontology annotation, molecular function: mannosyltransferase activity. The coding region runs from base 30 to 1595 and encodes 521 amino acids. The record is from RefSeq and is a predicted model, not a curated record. NCBI's taxonomy places the organism in Eukaryota, Fungi, Basidiomycota, Pucciniomycetes, Pucciniales, Pucciniaceae. Gene Ontology annotation, cellular component: endoplasmic reticulum.